AUGUGUUUUAUUCUAUCACAGAGUUCUCACGGUAAGUAAAGUGGUCUGUCUGUGAGUGUUCUCGCUCUCUUGCCUUGGUGUGUUCCCCCCUGUCUUUUGCCCCCUGUCUCGUGAUACCUCAGCUGCUGUGGUGUAGACACGCACAGGUUGAACAGCCACUAGUUUGAGAGACGAAUACCAUUCCACGUAAAAUAAGCACUGUAGUGCAUUGUACCUUAUAUGGUGCUUCUGUUUCAACAAUGCAUAGGAGCAAUAGGAGUGGGGCCCAGUGAAUUGGAAGAGUUCUGUUUUGGUUAAAAGCAUGAAAUAACUUGUUCUGCAUUUAGACCUAUUGUUGAAUGUUGCAAGGAAAUGGUAUCAUUGUAGAAGUUUGGUAUUUUGCCAUAGGCUAUUAUCAAUAAAUAUAUUGUCAGUCUAAACUGUUUUAUUGUGUGUGACAUUCAACAACAUUUCUUAUACGAACAUAACUGAAUGCCUUGACAUGGUGUUUUGAUUAAUAAUGACAUGACUCUGUAUGGGGGAAGAGGGUCAAACUGCUGUCUCAACUGUGUAGUUAAGGUGAAAGCCAAUGAGAAUUCCCCACUGCAUGUUCUUAAAGACAGUUACUGUAAAUUCCAACUUCCUGUACAAAGGUUGUUCCACCACUUUGUUAAAUCACCAAACCCAGUUCCCGUUAGGGACUUUGAGAUGAUUUUAAUUUGAAGUGUUGUUAAACCAUAGUGUGGCCGUUGUGUUCUCUCCUCUCCCUGCAGGGUUGGUGGUGGGCCAGUGUGGGCUGUUUCAGGCCAUGUUCCUAGUGGCUACUUCAUCAUCAGUAUGACCGUGCCAUCUCAACCAAUGGAGCUCUGGACGCAGGAGGGGCCUACUGUAUCCUCCUCACCAGUAUAUACACACACACACACACACACACACACACGAUAACACAUGACACACACAGCUGUACAUGAUAGUCAGAAGAAUAGACAUAUAAUCUCAGGUGAUACAUGAAUGCCUUUCCCACACAAGCCCAUAUACUGUACACACACUCCACCUUAGUGUUAUUUCAGUUUCAUUAAUGUAGCAUUGCAUUCAUCAGCAUAUAGGUAUUUGUGUGUGUGCUAGUGAAUGGCUAAUAUUGUUUUCACUUUAUCUGUAAGACACAUCAUGAGUGUGUGAGAGGGGGAUGUGUGUGUGUGUGUGUGUGUGUGUGUGUGUGUGUGUGUGUGUGUGUGCCUGGGCCUAUUCUUUCAGUGCCUGAUGACAUUCACAUUUUGAAGGCCUUCACUACACUAUAGCCUUAACCCCAUCCUCCCCAGACGUGAUAAGUCGUGCAUUGUGGCCAGAGUUUGGGGGCAGCCUAGGCAUCAUGUUCUUCCUGGCUAACGUGUGUAGCAGUGCCCUCUAUAUCCUGGGUCUGGUUGAGGCAAUAGUAGCAACCUUCGGGCUUCCAGAAGGUAUACAGCCAUACUCUCUCCCUCUUUCUGCUUUGUUUGUAGGUCAACGUUUAUUGGGAUGAAUCUUGUCCUGGAGGCAGACUUGAGCGAUUUCCACUAGAUGGGCCAGCGGCAAAGUCAAAAUUGGCUAUAUAUCGUAAGAAUUGAUGAAAACAAAAAUGUACUUUUUGGUCUUAAUUCAAGGUUAGGCUUAGGCAUAAGGUUGGAAGUGUGGUUAGGGUUAGGUUUAAAAUCUGAUUUUGUGCCUGUGCCAGCUAGUGAAUACCCUGCAGAGCUGCCUCCAGUACAUGAGCCAUCCCAAUAAAUGCCAACCUGCGCUCUGUUUACAUUGACAGACUACCUUUCUAGUAUAUUGUAUUUGAUCUAAAACUAAUCUGAUUUCACAAUGUCUACUCAUGCAUUUCAUGCCCAUUUGAAAGCUUAUUGAAUCACACUGAAUCAAUUUGAAUCAAACUGAAUUGGAGUACCACCCUUUGUGACCUUUCAUGGUCUGUUUCAACUAUCACCCUUUCACCCUCAUUCCUUCACUCCCUCAUCUUCUCAUCUCAUUAACCCCCUCACCUUUUAACCUACUCACCCCCAUCCCUCCCUUCUCUCUCCAGAUGGGGUGAGCCCAGCGGGUUCCCUCCAGGUGUUACCAGCGGGGUAUUGGUGGUCGAUGCUCUAUGCCACUGGCAUCCUCCUCCUCUGCCUGCUGGUGUGUCUGGUGGGGGCAGAGAUCUACGCCAAGGCCUCCUUCCUCAUCUUCUUGGUGGUCAUGCUGGUGCUGGCCACCAUCUUUAUCAGCUUCUUCGCGGUGCGCCCGCGCACCAUCCUCCUGCCCGCCGCCCCGCCCGUCCACAACAGCACGGGGCCACAGCCACCCAACAUGGCCAACUUUACUGGCUUUAAACUGGACACACUGCUGGGCAAUCUGGAUGGUGAGAAAGGGUGUGCGUGUCUGCGCGAGGGGGGCGGUGGUGUGUCUGUGUUACGCAUCAACAUAAGUGUGUGUGCUUAAUGUAUAUGUCAUUCUAAAUAGAAUUGCGCUUGAUUAAAGCUGCAAUAUGUAACUUUUUGUUCGCCCCUACCAAAUUCACAUAGAAAUGUUGUUAUAGAUCUGUCAUUCACGUUGAAAGCAAAUCUAAGAAGCGGUAGAUCUGUUCUAUGUGCGCUAUUUCUAUGCUUCCCCUUAAGUUUAUUUUUUGCGUCUUUUACUUUAGGUUUUGUACACCAGCUUCAAACAGCUGAAAAUACAAUAUUUUGGUUAUGGAAAAUAUAUUUCACAGUGGUUUAGAUGGUACACGAUUCUCUACACUAUACUUGCUUGUUUUCUCACAAACUGAAAUUAGGCUAACUAUUAGAAUUUUAGCAACCUGGAAAUGGUGGAGCAAUUUCUGCAUAGUGCAUCUUUUAAGGAAUUAAUAUAGCAAAAAAGUAUUAAUGUGAGCAUAGGCAAUGUGAGUGACGUGUCAUGUCAGUUAUGCAUAUGGUGACAGAAUUGACUGGUUUUUAUCUUACACACACACCAAUUAUAGGCUUAGCCUCUUGAUUUGCUGAAUGUUUACCAGGGUUGCUGGCAGUGAAAAAGGUAAUUGAUUAUUUAGUUGUAAUUAGUGGGUCUCAUAAAUAUCCUUUGGCUCCCCAUUUCCACCGUAACGUACCAACCUGACUGUACUGAGCUGAAGGAUUUAUAUUCAGUGUGGAAAUCAACCACAUGAUUACUCUGCUAAUCGCCAUAACUCAGUUGCACUGACCACACAGCGCUUUCAAAGACCCUGUUGUCAACAAAAUCACACACACACUUAGACACUUUGUUUGCCACUAUAAAGCUUUCCCUCCAAUGAGAAGGAAGUGGGUUAAAAGUCAAUCUUCAUAUGUAACACAAGGUAUACCUGAACAUGCGAUGGCAAGAUGAGGAAUUUAUGUCCUUUUUGAAUUCUAAGUCCUCCUUAAAGGCAAGAGGCAUGUAUGUUACUCAAUUCAAAAAAUUUUUGUUAAAUAUAUGAAUUUGGGGAGGAUUCGGACAUGAAGCUGAUUGAAUUGAUAUCUACCCCCCCCCCCCCUGUGUUUGCUGUCAUGUUUAACGGUUGCACAGGCAUCAUGGCCGGAUCCAACAUGUCAGGUAAGAAAUGGAUGUCUGAUCAAAGGGGUCGGUCAGGAGUUAUGCAAGGGACCAGAUACGUGUGUGAUUGUGUGCGUGUGUAGUCUGUGUGUGUCUAACCUGGUGUUGUGCUGUGUCCCAGGUGACCUAAAGAACCCUAGCUACUCCAUCCCUGGAGGAACCAUCACAGCUAUCAUCUUCACCUUCAUCAUCUACAAGCUCCUCAGUCUGAUGGUGGCCUGCUCCUGUGACCAGUCACUCACACACGCACGCACACGUUUGGGCAUAAUCUAUGUAGAUGAACACACCUGUAACUCGUAUGUUCACAUACAGAUAUAG
Molecule: messenger RNA, 3855 nt
Organism: Coregonus sp. 'balchen'
Lineage: Eukaryota; Metazoa; Chordata; Actinopteri; Salmoniformes; Salmonidae
Source: the annotation of a GenBank genome assembly